GUUGAAAAUCUAAGAAGAUGAAUCAUGACAUCACCAUGACUCAUAUAAACUCUCUUCUCUGUUUCUGAAUUCAAGUUUCCACACGAAGGAAAAUUAGUUCUUAUUCCAGAGAACUCGAUGAUCAUGAGACCCCAUGGCAAAGAGAAGAAGUUAGUGUUUCCGUACGUUUUCAUGGCAUGUUGCUUUUUCUUCACCAUCAUCGGUUUCUCCUAUUUCUCUCAGAGCAACAAGAAAAUCGAAUCUUUUGAUCAUGAAGAAACUGGAGAUGGUUCUGUCUCUAACAUUCCAUAUCAGGUUUUAAGUUGGAAACCUCGAACUUUUCACUUUCCCAAUUUCGCAACUAAACAACAAUGUGAAGCCAUAAUCAAUAUGGCAAAACAUAAGCUCAAGCCUUCUCUUCUUGCUCUAAGAAAAGGCCAAACCGUAGCAGAUACCAAUCAAAACGUUAGAACAAGCACGGGAGUUUUCAUUGCUUCUUACGAAGACGAAUCAGGGAUUUUAGCUGCCAUCGAAGAGAAAAUAGCCAUAGCCACGAAGCUCCCUAGAGAUAAUUAUGAACCAUUCAACAUCUUGAGGUAUCGGCUUGGUCAGAAGUAUGAUUCACAUCGUGACGCAUUCGAUGAAGUUGAGUACGGUACACAGAGAAGCCAAAGGCUCGCAACGUUCUUGUUGUACUUAUCGAGUGUGGAAGAAGGUGGAGAAACGAUGUUCCCAUUCGAGAAUGGGAGAAACAUGAAUGGAAGAUAUGAUUAUCAAAAGUGUAUUGGUCUGAAAGUGAAGCCAAAGCAAGGAGACGCUAUUUUCUUUUACAACUUGUUACCAAACGGAACAAUUGAUCAGAGAUCUCUACAUGGAAGCUGUCCUGUUAUAAAGGGUGAGAAAUGGGUUGCAACAAAGUGGAUAAGAGACCAAUCAUAUGGAGAUUAUGCAGAUGAAUUUGUAGACUUGCAUAACAGUAAUUUUGAACAGAACUAAAUGUUGAGUAUUUUUCAAAUGGCAAAAUAGUUACUUAGGAAAAGGAUUCACUUUGUUGAACUGCAAAUUCCCAAAAUGUAAUAAUGCCAAACUCUAUUAUAUCUUCUGGAAGCUGCAAUUUCUAAAUGACACAAGGAAACAAAUGUUCA
Molecule: messenger RNA, 1124 nt
Organism: Thlaspi arvense
Lineage: Eukaryota; Viridiplantae; Streptophyta; Magnoliopsida; Brassicales; Brassicaceae
Source: the annotation of a GenBank genome assembly